AUGUUCAACUUGUAUCAGAAUUUGAACAAAAGAGACGAGGAUCACAAAGAACCGGAUGUGACCGGGCACGAUAGGUUCUGGCAGGAGCGACCGAGGACGCGUCGGAAGCGUCGUGCCGUCAAUCGAAGGACUCAAAGCGCCAUCGAGCUCGAUUCCGAGGCUAUAGUCUCCGCUCGGGGCACUCUUCGUCGUGGAAGAAGCACGAGUAUCGAAGAUGAGGACAGCGACGAAGAGAAGAGUAGUUACCAGUUAACCAAUAAAAUCGACAAUCUAGCCAAAAUACUUUUCAGUCGCGUGUCCGCUGCACGAGGUUGCAAGGAAUCAGACGUCAGGAAUGGAAGGAACAACUACACGGCACUGGGUCACGGAGCAUCCGUUUGCGAGGACGUUGGCGAGUGCAUGGAAAUGGAAAAAAGGUCCAGGGAUCGUGCCUUAUCUAUCUGUCAGGUCUAUAUUCGUAGAACACCGCGCUACACUCUCGUCAAGCAGCUGAAUAAUCUCGGCUCUAGAAUGGACAAACACUGGUUCACAGUGAGGGACACUUCUUUGAAAACCGAUCGACUGAUCACCUUAGCUCCGUUGAAUAGAAACUGCUCGUUAAGCGUUUCUCCGUUAACGAAGAACGUCUUGAACGACUUGUUCCUAGCCUUGCAACAUCCAUACGUAUGUCCUAUAUUCGAUAUCGAUUUUCUCGAAUAUGAGAAUCAACAGUACGUGAUUGUGGUCCAACCGAUCAGUCAAGGCAGUCUGAAAGAUUUAAUUUACGGGAUCGAAAGAACAGGCUGGAACGAAGAUUGGAGUCAAAAAUACGCUUCUCGCGGUAAGGGACUUCCCUUGCCCCAAGUUCAACAAAUGGGACGUCAAGUUCUCGAAGCGUUGAUUUUUUUGAAAGAAAGAGGAUUUCCAACCGUGACGCAUUUACAUUCGGGAAAUGUGCUAGUUCAAAACGGUGUCGCACGACUCGCCGGCCUCGAAAACACACUCCUCGGCUUCACCAGCCGAAUACAUCCUUUGAUCGCUUCUCGAACGUCGCAAACUAUCUCGAUCGACAUAAUAUGCUUCGGUCAUAUGCUGUUCGAAAUGUGCGCUGGUUACGAAUUACCAUCGUUUAAACCAAAUUCCGUGCAUCUGUCGGAUCUUGAAAUGUAUCCACAAGUCGUUGAGUUACUAAAAUUCAUAUUUACCGAAUCAUCUAAUCGUCAUAAAAUUAUUGAGGAGCUUCUCGUUCAUGAUUUAUUCAGAAAUAUUGAUCUUCGUGAACCGCAUUACGUUCCUGCUUUUCCUCGUAUAUUUCGUCCAAUGUUAACGCCGCCCAUAAUGAACCUACUCGAUGGCAUUAAACGACAAAACGCCAACAAAAGAAUCACACACUUGGAUACUGUUGAUAUUGAUACAACAUCUCUGCACGGACCGGACACCGUUUGCAAGAAUUCUUUACUCGACGAGAUAUACAACGAGCUUUCAAACACGGCUGUAUAA
Messenger RNA from Habropoda laboriosa, 1479 nucleotides. It is a transcript of the gene Slob, whose product is annotated as slowpoke-binding protein. The record is from RefSeq and is a predicted model, not a curated record. Gene Ontology annotation, cellular component: cytoplasm. Gene Ontology annotation, molecular function: protein serine/threonine kinase activity. Lineage: Eukaryota; Metazoa; Arthropoda; Insecta; Hymenoptera; Apidae.